Molecule: messenger RNA, 2891 nt
Organism: Xenopus laevis (African clawed frog)
Lineage: Eukaryota; Metazoa; Chordata; Amphibia; Anura; Pipidae
Gene: znf385d.L
Product: zinc finger protein 385D L homeolog
Exons: 8
Coding region: 295-1464 (389 amino acids)
Cellular component (GO): nucleus
Molecular function (GO): zinc ion binding; nucleic acid binding
Source: RefSeq, a predicted model, not a curated record
AGUCAAGUCACAUGCACAGCAAGGACAGCAGCAGAGGCAGCACAAGGAGGAGUCAGAUUACAGUAAGAAUGGGCAGUGCAGGAGCCGGAGUAGAUCAGACAGGGGAUUGACUGCCGAGGCUGCACAGCCCUCACAGCGCCGCACAUGACUGGAGCAAUGACUGUGCUGCUGCUGCUGCUGCUGCCGGGGGAUUCUCCACUCACUGUCGCUGCACAAUGAAAGAUCCCUGUGUGACAAGUCAGCCCCGGACAGGAGUUACUUCACAAUAGUCAGCGGCUGGGCUUGCCAUUGGGAAUGAGAAACAUCAUGUAUUUUGGAGGUACAUGCCAUAGUCCUGCACUCUCAGCACUGAUCCGCCCUCCACUACCAGCAUUACAGACACCGCUGGAUAUUAAGCAGUUCCUUCCAUUUAAUUUGGAUGGGGGUGCAACGGUAAAUCUGUUACAGAACUUCACAACAAUGGACCCAAUUCAAAAAGCAGUGUUAAAUCACACAUUUGGGGUUCCUUUGCUACAACGAAGAAAGCAAAUCGCACCAUGCAAUAUUUGCCAGCUGAAAUUUAAUUCGGAAAGCCAGGCUACAGCCCACUUUAAAGGAACAAAACAUGCCAAGAAACUUAAAGCACUGGAAGCCAUGAAAAAUAAGCAAAAAUCUGCUGCUACCAAGGACAUUGCAAAGACUAUCAUCACAUCCUUCCCUACUAAUACCAUGAAUGGUAUCUCUGAGAAAACAGGGGUACCGGCAAUAUCAACGAGCACCACGCUAGAGAUCCGAAAAAUCAGUGUUAUGACAAUGGAUAGCAGUUCCACGGUUGACAAGAAAAUAACCCUUCUUACAAGCAGCAGUAUGUGCCCUUCAGUAGAGACAGAGGAGGAAAAGGCUAAGAGACUGCUCUACUGUUCACUAUGCAAGGUUGCCGUAAACUCUGCCUCCCAGCUGGAAGCACACAACAGUGGAACGAAGCACAAAACUAUGGUGGAGGCUCGAAGUGGAUGUGGAACAAUUAAAGCCUUUCCACGAACAGGAAUAAAAGGCAAAGUACUCAUUAACAAGGGAAGCACUGGCUUACAAAACAAAACUUUUCACUGUGAAAUAUGUGAUGUUCACGUUAAUUCUGAAACACAGCUUAAACAGCACAUUAGCAGUAGAAGGCACAAAGACAGAGCCGCUGGGAAGCCUCCAAAGCCAAAAUAUAGUCCAUAUAAUAAACUUCAGAAGUCAUCUAAUCCAGUUGCGACAAAAUUAGCUUUCACAAAACAACGUCUAAAGCCAUUGACUCCUCGCAUACUACCAAAUCCAUUGGCAGCCAUUGCUGCUGCUGUUGCUAUGAAUUCUUCCUUCAGUCUGCGAAGCACUCCGGCAGCGACCCUAUUCCAGUCUCCAGCACUUCCAUCAGCACUUCUGCGACCGGCUCCGGGACCUAUACGGACCACUCACACUCCUGUUUUGUUUGCUCCUUACUGAACUUCAAGCAGGGACUGUUUUUCUGCAAUAAUGAUUUUUUUUUUUCAAAAAACAAGACAAACAAAAAAGAACUAUGCAGUGCUUAUUUAUAAAUCAAAAUAGUUUUGAGCCAGAGGAUAAAUUGGUCUUAAAUAAGAAAGGUCCUAUUUUUAUUAACAGAAAGUAUUCCAUAAUGUGCAGUUUUUCUGUUGCUCACAUGAUGUGCCCUUUCCCUUAUAUAAACUUAUUUCCCUGUCAGUGUCUUUCCUGUUUUAUAAAGUAAUAACCAUUUUUUCAGGGUUUUUUUCUCGUUGCUAAGACCAUAAUCAAGAGCCAAUGUACAUACAGGACUUCUUUCUGUACUUACAAAAAAAACACACUGUGAAAUGUACAUUGACCAAACUUCAUGCCAAUUAGAAACCAUUGGGUAUUUGCCAUUUUAUUUGAUUCUGUGGAUGUCUUGUAAAACAUUUGUGCUGUGUCUCACUCAUAUUGAGUUGCUAACAACACUGCAAAUUAUUAUAAUAUUAAUUGUGUUCAUUUGGAGAGCAGCUAAUGAAUGAGUGGAAUUUUAUAGCAAAGGCUUUGUGGUCAGUGAAGUGAAAACCAUGUAUUUGCUCAACAGGAAGUGUGUGCCAUAUUGGAAAGAAGACUUGGAAGAGUAUUCUUGCAUAUUCAUUGCAUAAAUAUGUAUUAGCACAUUAUAGGCUAGUGUGGAGUGGAUCAAAUUCAGUACUCCGUGUGUCGUAUCUACAGUUUGUAUACAAGCACUUUUCUUAACAUUAAGAGGAAUUCUUUUUAUUUUUUGUUUACUUUGAACAUGGGAAUCUAGUAGUUGCAGUCAGUGCUAGAACUAUGGGUAGGCUGAUGAGGCACAUGUAAGGGCGCAAAGUUCUGAAAGUUCUGUUCCUCCAGUGAGACUGUUUAUGUCUAUUCUGUAUGCCUUUCCGCACGUGUGUGCUCAUUUGCACUCAAGUCGGGAGUGGAAGGCGACACGACCAGCUGGGUUGCCUAGGGUGCCCAGCACUGGUUGCAGUACAAAGCAGUGCUCAUGUUGACUCUCAGGAUGUCAAUAGGUAGACUAACUGGGACGUGUUGGUGCAAGAGCUAUCUGAGCCUUAUAUCUUUAUGGGGCAGGCACUGGGCUCUGUAUCAUAAAUAUGUGGCACAUGUUUCUAGUGGUAACAUCCUGCCUGCGUUAAAAAUUAUGGGGCAAAUUCACUAAAGGGCGAAUUUUCGCCUGCGUUGGCUUUGCCACUCUUCAUGCCACCAGGCACUAAUUCACUAAAAUGCGAAGUUGUGUCUCUGCAGCCAAAUACUGGCGAAGUUUCACUAAUGUUAAUUUGUCAGCAGGAAAAUUUCUUAGCGAACUUUUGCUAACGUUCGUUUCUGCCUAGCAAAUCUUCAUUAGUAGUGAUGGGCGAAUUUAUUCGCCAGGCGCGAAUUUG